Oxyura jamaicensis (ruddy duck) is the source of this 2857-nucleotide messenger RNA. It is a transcript of the gene CALB1, whose product is annotated as calbindin 1. The transcript has 11 exons. Gene Ontology annotation, biological process: regulation of presynaptic cytosolic calcium ion concentration; regulation of long-term synaptic potentiation. The record is from RefSeq and is a predicted model, not a curated record. Gene Ontology annotation, cellular component: synapse; dendrite; cytosol. Gene Ontology annotation, molecular function: calcium ion binding. Bases 187 to 975 code for a protein of 262 amino acids. Lineage: Eukaryota; Metazoa; Chordata; Aves; Anseriformes; Anatidae.
UAGCCCUCGGCGGGGCGGCGGCGGGAGGAGCCGUCGGAGCCGCCGCUGUCGCCGCUGUCGCCGUCGCUGUCGCCGUCGCGCCGGCCGCGGGCAGAGUCAGCACCGCGGACAGCGCCCCCUCCGCGCCCCCACUCCGCGCCCCCUCCGCGCCCCCUCCGCGCCCCCUCCGCGCCCCCCUUCAUCAUCAUGACGGCGGAGAGCCACCUGCAGGGCGUGGAGAUCUCGGCCGCCCAGUUCUUCGAGAUCUGGCACCACUACGACUCCGACGGCAAUGGGUACAUGGAUGGGAAGGAGCUACAAAACUUCAUCCAGGAGCUGCAGCAGGCGAGGAAGAAGGCAGGCUUGGAUUUAACACCCGAAAUGAAAGCUUUUGUGGACCAAUAUGGCAAAGCUACUGAUGGAAAAAUAGGAAUAGUCGAGCUUGCUCAGAUAUUACCAACGGAGGAGAAUUUCCUGUUGUUCUUCAGGUGCCAGCAGCUAAAGUCAAGUGAAGACUUCAUGCAGACAUGGAGAAAAUAUGACAGUGACCACAGUGGCUUCAUUGAUUCUGAGGAACUUAAGAGCUUCUUGAAAGAUUUAUUACAGAAAGCAAAUAAGCAGAUUGAAGACUCAAAGCUAACAGAAUACACAGAAAUAAUGCUCAGGAUGUUUGAUGCAAACAACGAUGGAAAGCUGGAGCUUACUGAACUGGCCAGGCUACUCCCAGUACAGGAAAAUUUUCUUAUUAAAUUUCAGGGUGUCAAAAUGUGUGCAAAAGAGUUCAAUAAAGCCUUUGAGAUGUAUGAUCAAGAUGGGAAUGGAUACAUAGAUGAGAAUGAACUUGAUGCACUGCUGAAGGAUCUCUGUGAAAAGAACAAAAAGGAAUUAGACAUUAACAACCUUGCGACAUACAAGAAAAGCAUCAUGGCCUUGUCUGAUGGAGGAAAGCUGUACCGAGCAGAACUGGCUCUCAUUCUCUGCGCUGAGGAAAAUUAGAACUCUUCUCUCAUGUCCACUUAACUAGUGACGUACUCUAUCUACACAAUAACUGUGCACUAUAAGGGAGUAGGCUGUAUUUUUAAACUGCAUAUAGAAAAUUAGCCAGGAUGUGUGGCACAUUCCUUUGAGUUUGUUUCUAUACUGUUUGUAAUGUACAGUUUUUGUAAUAAUAAGAUUGAUAAAGAGAAUGUCUAUGUUUGGGCCAGUCUGUAUAUUCAAAGAAACUAAAAUAUGUUGGCUUUUUUUUUUUUUUUUGGCUUUCAUAAACACAGCUGGAAAAAACUAUAUAUAUAUAUAUACCUGCUGAUAUUUUGUGGUCAUCAUAUCCUUUGACACUUGCAACAUUUUUCCUUGUUGAUUCAUAUAACAUAAAGGUCUCUCUCCCAAUUACAACUAAUUUUUUUUUGUAUAAUACAAAUUCAGACAAAACAUUAUUCAUGUCUGAAACAGAAAAGAGAAGUUGGCAUGUCUGAUCUCCAAAAGUUACCAAGGCAUCAAGGAAUAUUUUCAGUUGUCAAACUACCCACUUACAGGUCUGUGCGCUCUGCAGUUUUUUGAUUACUGUUCUCAUUAGGAACUGAUAGCAUAUAGGUGAAGCAUUUAUCUCCUUGAAGUAGUUGACAAAAAUACAGUGUUUUCAAUCUAGCUGUUUAACUUUACUGAAUUUAAACAUAGGCACUUUAGAAACAAAUGCCUUUAAUCUGUCUCGGAAUCCUGGCUAAGUGACAGGUAGCAUAGUUAAUACACAGAUGCACAUAUAAGUGUACCUUUCAUGACUAUUGCUGUGUCAGAGAAUAUGACAAUCCAUUUUCUAAACUAUUUUCACAUUUUGCAGGUUAUAAUUAUUCUAGUAAAUUGCUGUUUUUACAUCAUAUUCUGUGUAAUCUGUAAUUAAAUUUAAUAUCCUAAGACUGUUGUUGUCUAGUAUGUCUAUCAUGUCUAUCUCCUGGAUUCUUUUUUCUGUACCAUGUAAAGGACAAAACAACUAUUUUGAAAAAUUGUGCCUCCUUAGAUUACAUUGGGUUACUAAUCUGUAAUAAUAGUAUUAAAAUUUAACACUAAAAUAAAGAAAAGAUCUAGUAAAUAUUUUGUACCUAUUUAGUAAUUUGGUUUGCAUGGUAAGCUCUGCUUUUUAUUAGUCUAGAGAUUUUUUUUUUAAAGUGAGAACUGUAUGGAAGCAGCUCUUCUUCUAUCUUCCUUCCCUUACCCCGUUUUUGUUGUUGUUGUUGUUUUGACUAGCUCUUCUUUUACUUUACACCAGUUUUAUGCCAGCAUAACUCCAUGAACAUCCAGGUCAUCACUCCAAGUAUCUUCUUGUAUAAGAAGGAAAUUGGGCUAUGUCAUAAAGCCAAUAAAUCUAUGUUGCCUCCAUUUAAAGCUGUUUCAGAAGCAAUUCCAGGUUAGAAGAUUAGCUAUAUAUAACUUCUCAAAUGCAUCUCUGUGUCUUACUUAACAAGCAGAAGGAAAUGCAUUUUAUUUGAAAUGUGUGUCUAACAAUGAGGCUCAGAUCCUUCAAGAUUAUUCUGGCACUGAACUCCCACUGAAAUUAAUCCGUGACCUCAUGUGAACUCAGGCAACUAAAUGCCUGUUUCAGGAACGGCCUGGUAGCCCCAGGCUCUCUCAGCCUUGGAAAGUUAAGGAGUACCUGGUGCAGGAUGGAUCUUUACUGAAGAAAGGCUCGAAAAUGGAAAUGAAUUUAAGCUAGCUCAUUCUUACAGCCUUACUCCCACUCGACGCACAGUGAUUUAACUUCUCACCUGCUUGUUCUCUCUAUGCAAUGUGAAAUACAACUGUGUAUGUUAACUGAAGGAACAAUGAAUAGAUUAUCUGCCUAUCAGUACAAUAAAUGAUUGAUAUUGUUCAUCCUGUGCAGCUGAAA